Messenger RNA from Cuscuta epithymum, 2736 nucleotides. Lineage: Eukaryota; Viridiplantae; Streptophyta; Magnoliopsida; Solanales; Convolvulaceae. The record is from the annotation of a GenBank genome assembly.
UCAUCCGAUCUACUGUUCUGUCUCUCAGCCAGACGGUCGUACGCUAUAUUAUCCUCUCCGUUUACAUCUCCUCUUCCCCUUAUGUCGUCUACACCAGGCCGUUCGUCAAAUGUCCUGAGUGAAUAGAUCAAGCUUAGAGAGUUGGUGUUGUUGAGUGAUGCCCUCCAUACGGAGGAGAGCCAAAAUUCUGCAGAUUAACUGUCUGGCCAAGUGCACUGCCUCUGUAAAUUCUGUAGUAUGCCGAUUUUUGUUUAUAAAGAAUGGAUCACCAAGUCUCUUAACUGUGGAUCUGUUCCCUCUGCAUCAACCUUACCAUGGAUUUGGGUUGUGGAAGCACUUGCAAGUUCCAAACAAAUAGAUGCAUCCCUUCUAAUUGAUUUGGUUAAGAGAAUUCCUGAAACUUCUGAUGAUUUUGAGAGAAGUGCAAAAAAAAUGCUCUCAUUGAGAAUUUUACAGAAUUUAUUCAUCAAAAGAAACAGGAACUUGGAUGGCACGUCCUUGGCAGCAGGCUCUAAGAUGAGGUUGGGUCUGUCAGAGCGCUGUGAAGAUCGACUUUGUAAACUAUUGCAAGAGAUAUCUGCAUCAAGUUUAAAAAUGACUGAAACAGAGAUUCUGAAUAUGGAAAGUUCUACAUUGCCGCAAUCUUUUUUGUUACAACUAAAGGAUAUGUUUGUGAAGGGAAGUGAUCCUCAUCUUGCACCCUUGAAGCAAAGAAGUGGCUUGCCAAUCACUAAUCAAUCUGGAAAUGCAACUUCAGUGGAUGUAAGUGCCUUUAAUGGCAUUGGAGAAACAUGUGAAGAGAAAAAUUUCGAACAUCAUGCAGAAAAUGGAAACUCAGUAGCUUCUACACAUGAUAAUGAGAACAACCUGAAAGAAACUCUGCACGAUAGAGACCUCCUACUCGCCAAGAAGAGAAAAUGUGUUUCUGCUGGUAAUCAGGGAAAAGUAAGCCCUGAAGAGAGAAUUGUCUUAGAUGACUAUUCUGGUGGUCCUGGUGCUAGUAAGGUAACCAAAAAGUGCAAACUGUCUGCUGCUUUUGAUACAAAUUGUGUACAUAUUACAGAAUGCACCGAAAAAGAGGGGUGCAAUUUGGAAAAUGAAUCCCAAGCUAGGAGCUUGGAAGAAAGUGGAUCUCAUGCAGUUAAAGGUAGUGUUCAUGCUACAAAAUGCAUAGGAAAAGAAGGGGCCAAUUUUAGAAAUAAAUCCCAGGCUCGGGGCUUGGAAGAAAGGGGAUCAGGUGUACAACUUUGUAAUUCAAAUGAUGCAAGACAGCCUUUACCCCAACAGCUUUCUCAUGCCAAUGGAACUAAGAGAAAUUUUCAGCAUGAUCUGUCAAAUGGUGGACCCACGCAUACAAUCAGAGGCAAAGUUGACAGUUCUCAUGAAUUGCAAUCAUGUAGUGACAGUGAUGAGUAUCAUGAAGAGAUGAUUCAGAUUACAUCAAAGAAAACUGUGUUCUUGAACUCUCAAUGCACAUAUAGUCAAGAUUCUUUAGAGACCACUGGCUUGAAAGAGCUAAAUCUUUGCGUGAAGUGUAAUGGAGGUGGUCAGUCCACUCAGUUGUUGGUUUGCAAUUCUGAAACUUGCCCGUUAGUCAUCCACAGUAGCUGCUUGGGUUCUAUUCCCAGUUUUGAGAAAGAUGGAAGGUUUUACUGCCCAUUUUGUGCAUAUUCUCGAGCAAUUUCACAGUACAUGGGAGUUAAAAAGAAGGCCUCACUUGCAAGGAAAGAUCUUGCAUCCUUCAUUGGUGUGCAAAUUGAGCAACCACAGAACAACUUUUCAACAAGAUCUUCUAGAUCAAAGACAAGUCAACCAAGGCAAGAUGCCGAACAACAAUGUGAAAAGGAUGAAACAAACAGUAGCAGAUUCUUUUUAAAGGAUACUAGCUUACCACAAUGUAGUGCUAAUACAGAAGAGAAGCAACAAGAGCAGCAGUCAGUUUCAUCUGACGGUGAUGGUUCACCAUCAAAGAAUAAAAGGACUUCAUCAACCAAUGCAAUUGUAGUCUAUGUCGAAAAGGGCCCCCUCUAUCCAAAUGAGGAUGAUGAUCAAUCUCAUAAUGAGACACCUGCUAUCACAAUAAAAAACAUGCAGGGUAUGCCUCAUGGAGAUCCAGAGAGGGUGACCCGUAUGAACUUGCAAUCUGAACUCACCCCAAGGACUGAUUUGGAAGAAAGCUCUGAAGAAGAGAAGGGAAAAUCUCAGGCUUCAGGGUAUCGUAUACGGUUCCGCAAACCAGAGAAGAAACGCUCCUUCCCCGAGAUCACCCAAUGGAGGCGGAAGAACAUACCUUGGACUAAAGAAGAGGAGGAAGCUCUAAAGGAUGCUGUGGAAAAAUAUAAAACCACCAAAAACAGAAAUAUGCCGUGGAAGGAGAUAUUGGAAUUAGGAGCUGAUCAUUUCUGGAAAGGCCGUACUGCUGUGGACCUAAAAGAUAAAUGGAGAAACAUAUGCAAAGGAAGCAGCUCCAAUGUGAAAGGAAUAUGACUUCUUCAUCUCCAAAACGGUCUUUGUUCUUCAUUCAGCAUUUUAGCUAUAAAAGUUACUCACCGAAAUAUAUUGCCACAGUACAAGUGACAUUGUAAGCCCCCACCCCAACCAUUUGUUUUGUCCAGCUAUUCUUGCAAUGUACAUAAAUACGCAUGUCAAACCUGAUAAAUAAUCAAAUAUUUUAUUGCUUAAAUUUACAGGUCUCCCAAUUUUGUAAUGUUCCACUUUCUUAAUUAUUGGCAGGCC